UCGAGUUAUACCAAUCCAAUUAAGGCGUAUAAGAUACCAAAAGAAAGCUCUCAAGACGAGGAAUCCGUGAAGGUCUGGUUUGCAUCAAUCGGAGUAGUGGAAGGUUUCCAAAUCGUCCGAGAAAAACGAAACCUCGCAGAAACGGAUCUACACCUCUAAAGAAACGAGCUAACCGGAAAACACCCAUUCUAGGGGCUGUUUUCGUAUCAACGUUUGAGGGUUGAGCUAGCACUUUGAGGAGGCUGUUUAACACUCAUAUUUAAGCAAGGAAUCAGUUCUUAAUCCACCUUGGCCAAAGCUUUGACCAUUGGAUCAAGAAAGAAAAGUUUAAAGCUCAAUUAAGGUUGAGGCUAGAGCUUGCAUCCUGUGCUCGUUGAUCGAGUGAUCCCUAGGAGAGAAGACUUGGUUCGUGCUUCCUCCAUUCCAUUUGAAACAUUAAUAAAUUUGCUCAUGGAUAUUUUACUAUAGAGCCUGCGUGUUCAUGAAAUGCCUUGUGUGGCCUUCUUGUUUUAAACAAUGUUUUCCGCUGCGUUAUGAAUUACUUAUUAUGUUUGUUUAUGGAUGUAUACGUGUGAAUGAUAUUCAAGACGCCUUGUAUAAUAUGAAUGUGUUGGACUGCGGUUGACUAUUCGUAUUGUACGGCGGAUUGUCGACGUGUCCGGGGAGGUCCGGGGCGUGACAAUUACAAACCCGUGGGAAAAGUUUGCGCGAUUACCCCCCCCAUGCCUACAGUAGUUCUCGAUUCACUAUUAUCUUCUAAUGACAGACUUAUAUUUUAAGAAUUGCGUUAUGAUCAAAGCGCAAUGAUAGCGGAACAUUCUAUGUUGUUCAAUUCUCUUACGGAUGAGCAACUGCAAGUAUAUGAUACAAUAAUGCUGUCUGUUGAUGAAGAGGUUGGUGGUAUAUAUUUUGUUUAUGGCUACGGAGGUUCAGGAAAGACGUUUGUGUGGAAGACCCUUUCUGCAGCCAUUAGGUCUAGAGGUGAGGUUGUCCUUAAUGUUGCAUCGAGUGGUAUUGCAUCUCUUCUGUUGCCGGGAGGACGCACCGCUCACUCUAGAUUUGCAAUACUGAUAAGUCUUAACGAAGACCUCACGUGUCAUAUUAAACAGGGAAGCCCGCUUGCCAAGCUAAUUGUACGGUGUAAGUUGAUUAUAUGGGACGAAGCUCCAAUGUUACAUAGGUUUUGUUUUGAGGCAUUGGAUCAGAGCAUGAGGGACAUUAUGCGGUUCCACAAACCAAAUUGUGGUACUCUUCCAUAUGGUGGAAAAACAAUGGUAUUCAGUGGUGAUUUUCGACAAGUGUUGCCGGUUAUACCGCGUGGGAGUAGGCAGGAUGUCGUCAAUGCAACCAUUAAUUCAUCAUAUCUUUGGUCACAAUGUACUGUCCUCCAACUCACAAAAAAUAUGCGUUUGCAAAACUUGACAAAUCCUUCAGAUUCUUAUGAUUUGAAGUUGUUUUCGGAUUGGAUUGCUAGCGUUGGUGAUGGUGUUGCUGGUGACUUGAAUGAUGGCCAUGUGUUGAUUCCUAUUCCUGACGAUCUAUUGAUACACACUAAUGGAGAUCCUAUAGCUGCGAUAGUAGAAAGCAUAUUUCCAGAAUAUGUUAUAUCUGCAGCAGAUGUUAGUUGUUUGCGUGAUCGUGCAAUUUUGGCACCCACCCUGGCUGUUGUUGAAGCUGUUAAUGAAUAUAUGACGGCGCUUAAUGUUGGCGAAGUUUCAAGAACAUAUCAUAGUUCUGACACUGUUUCUAAGUUGGACUCCACAACAGAUCUUAUGGCAGAACUGCACACUCCUGAGUUCUUAAAUAGUAUAAAAUUGUCUGGUGUGCCGAAUCAUGAGUUGACGUUAAAGGUUGGGACCCCGGUCAUGCUGUUGAGAAAUAUAGAUCAUUCUAUGGGGUUGUGUAAUGGUACACGUCUUAUUCUAACGAGACUUGGUGAUCAUGUUUUGGAGGGGAAGAUUUUGACUGGUGUGAGUGCCGGACAGAAAGUCCUGAUUCCAAGAUUGUCUUUGACGCCAUCGGAUACUUCCUUACCUUUCAAAUUUCAGCGGCGCCAGUACCCUAUAAUGACGUCAUACGCGAUGACGAUAAAUAAAAGUCAAGGUCAAUCUUUGUCCCGUGUUGGGCUGUUAUUACAAAAACCUGUAUUUACUCACGGACAAUUGUAUGUUGCAAUUUCUAGGGUGACCAACCGAUGUGGUUUGAA
This is a messenger RNA of Cuscuta epithymum, 2206 nucleotides long. The record is from the annotation of a GenBank genome assembly. Lineage: Eukaryota; Viridiplantae; Streptophyta; Magnoliopsida; Solanales; Convolvulaceae.